CGUCUACAUUAAUUACCACAACCUUCAUUUCAAAAUCAUUUGUAACUACAUCAGAUCACUAUUGGAUAUAUCAAUAAAGGUCGCCGCCUCAUUUGGUAUCUCCGGAACACAGAAGGUAAUGGGCUCGAAUGAGGAGAUCCUAACUGCUUUGAAGAUUCUCCAGAAGUACAAUUUAAAAGUAGAAGCCUUUAAGUUCUAGUAUUGUCUUUAAAGGAAUCAGAGCUUGCCUUAAAACAAGAAGCUGGUCUCAUCAAUGAAAAAAUUGCAGAAGAAUUUCUGAAAUUUAAAGCGUCAGUUCUUCCUACUUUUUGUUACGAUCUUUCAGUCAAGUAAAAGAUGAACCAGAGAACUUUUGCACUAACUACCAGUCUAUUCUCACAUUUGUGGAUUCGGUUCCUGAUAUGCAUAAAGUAAAAAAUCUAAUUAGCUUCAAUGGGUUGCGUACUUUCAGGUGGAGUUGUCUACAUUACUCUUCCCUAUUUUCGUCCAUAUGUAUCUCCGUCUAGUUAGUGGAAACAUUUGUGCAGAGGCCAAAAAGUUCCUAAUAACAUUUAGGAAAUAUCAAGAAGAUUUCUAUCAGUCAGAUAUUAACAUGCUGUCGAACAUUACUAGUUCACAACACUUGUCAACGAAUCCUUUAAUUGAAUCAUUUCGAGCUUCCGAGUUUGUUGUCAGUGUUUCGACCGAGUCUUAUUCACUUCUGCGUCAGUUUCUUCAAGAUAAGGAAAUGAAUGUCAUUCAAAGCAUUUUAAAGGAACAAUUGUCACUUGAAAUCAUCAAUGGCCCCCCUAGGUCAAAGCUCCAAGUCGAUUGCCGUCGUGGUGCUUUAUUUGGCGAGGCUCGCCUUGACGCUAACAAAGAACCUGUUUUGUAUGGUCUUCUAAAAGAUCCUGCGUUAGACUUACCAGUUGAAAUGGAUGCUGAUCCUGGCUUCAAUGACAUUGAUGGGAGCAAUGUAGAUAAUAACGAAGAUAACGGUGAUCAGAGUGUUGCAAAAAAGAAAAAACGGAGAGAUGGUAUGAUGUCAGGUUCUGGACAUUCUGGUAGACCAUCUCUUUCAAAAGAUGUUAGCAAGUCUGAUUCCAACUCUCCAGCUCUUGAUCGAAUUCCUCUGCCUAAGCUGCGCGAGUCAUACAUUGAAAGCAAACAAGCCCUUUCACGAGAGAUAUCUACUCUUCUACGUAAUUAUCAACAGCGAAAUCCACAAAAGUCGUCAAUCGGUACAAGUACAGUCCUUUAUACAAUAUGCAACUCUCAGGCUGGAGAGUCGACUCUAGCUAUUCGAAGAGGUGGUGUUACAUGUUGCAGUUUCAGUGAUGACUCAUCACAACUAGCUGCCGGAUUCGGAUCAGGUCGUAUCCGUGUUUGGUCUUUAGGUCCCGAGUCUUUAAGGCGUAUGCUUCCAGCUUCAGAGUUGAGCUUACUAGAUAAAGACGACUCAAGAGUAAAAACCAAUAUGUUAUAUGACGAAAAUGAUGAGACCCACCUAACUCGGGAUCUGUUAGGUCAUCUUGGCAGUGUGUUCGGUGUCGCAUUUAGUCCUGACCGGCAGCUUAUUGCUUCAGCUAGCUCAGAUGGCACUGUUCGAUUAUGGUCUACUCUAAUAUGGGGUGGUGCCCUAACUGCAUGGCGUGAUCAUCUUCUACCUGUUUGGUGUGUUACUUGGGCUCCAACAUAUGGCCAUUAUAUAGCGACAGGAGGAGCUGAUCGUAGUGCACAUUUAUAUGCAACUGAUCAUGCACCAGAUGCUUUACGUGUUUUUGUUGGACACAAAGGUGAUGUAACGUCAGUGUGUAUACAUCCAAAUGUUAAUUAUCUUGCAACUGGCAGUGCUGAUCGAGCUGUACGCUUAUUUGAUGUUCGUUCUGGAAAGCUAACAAGAAUCUAUACAGGUCAUAAAGGUUCUGUUCAGACUCUGGCGUUUUCGCCUUGCGGUCGUUAUCUGGCUAGUGGAGGUUGGUGUGGUACUACAUGUCUUUGGGACUUGGGGUCUGGACAACAGGUUGGUCAACUUGGAGGUUAUUCGGCAUCUAGGGCUCCUGUAAAUCAACCAAGUAAUGAUUUUGACUCUCAGGAAGCUAAUUCGGACUCAAGUCAGUGGUUAACUGGUCCAGUUGUAUCUCUCGCAUUUUGUCCGGGUAAUUCAGGACGUUUGGCCUCAGGUGGUCUAGAAGGAGCACUACGAAUAUGGAAUACAGUUAGUGGUUGGUCAACUGCCGUUACAACUCCAGCUACUGGUAAUAACGAUGAUAAAAACUCCAAAACCAAUCUUUUGGCAUUGCAUCGAUUCACCAAACAGCAGUUUGUCCGUCAAAACUCAAAAAAUAAUAAGAGCAGUGGAGUUGGAGGUCAUAAUAUUUUAGGAUAUUAUUCUUCAGCGACUGGUCCUGACGUUUCUGAUGCAUGUGCUAGCGAAGUGUUUUUCACUAGACGUACCUCAGUCCUUGGACUGCACUAUGUUCAUCCUUAUUUGCUUUUGGCAGCUGGACCAUAUAACCAAACCUGAUUGCUUUAAGUAGGUAUUCUUAAUGUACAGUUGAUUUUUAUAUUUCAUUCCCAAACAUUGUUUUGACACUUUUUGUUCAGAUGUUUUUUAUACUACUGCAUUUCCAUAAAAGUAGUUAAUGUUAUUUCCCUAAUAUUUUCUAGGCAUUAGUGGUAUUUAUACGUACAUUAUUGCGAUAUUUCAUUUACCUAUCCUCAAUUUUCCGAUUUUUUCACCAAACUACUCUGUAAUUAACUAACACCAUGUACAAAGUGUAAAUUGAUUUUUCAAACGAAAAAAGUUGUUCUUUUAUUGCACUGGUGUUUACACCUAGUGAUGUCAUGCAGUUGUAAUCAACCUAAAAUCUGGCACAAAUAUAAAUUAACCCAAUUUGCAUUUAACAUCAGUAAAAUGAAAAAGGGGUAUUUGCAGUACAGAAAGCGAGGGAGUCGAAGUAACUGCCAUCAAUAAUGACAUGAAAUUCAACAUAAAGAAUAUAUUAAUAAUAAAGUGAAUGGAAACACGAUUGUUAAAACUUAAAGUCCAGAGAAAACACGUACUGGCCAAAAUAUGUUCCACUGCAACCAACUUUGAUUUAUCACCAUAGAUUAUUUUGCAGACGUAAACCUAGGAAUCCCCACCUCCCAAGACAGUCAUGAAUUAGUCCUAUGUCAAUAAGUUUGUUCGUCCCAUACUUCUUUCCAACUUAAUCAAAUGCUAGCGACCAUUAUAAGUUGGUGUAGGCGAUGGUUUAAGCAUACAAAACCCACCUUUAAUUAUGAUCCUACAUCAUCUACUGAAGACAUUCUCAAUGAUAUACUCUUUAUGGUUCAGAACAAAUAUAAAAAGAAAAAUGGGAGAGCUUCAAAGUCAAGUUUAGAAAGUUGGUUACAGAUUGCUUGGCGGGUUCAUGACGCUGUUCUCUCGGGAUUGUCUUGCAUUUCAUACUUUGAAAAUUUGUAAGCAUCAAAUAAUGAUACAGUUAUUCGACUAGCUAACUAAUUACUCCUAUCCAUGGAUUCAGUGUUACUCGUGUUUAGUCAUGUAAGCGACAGUAUCUUAAAGUAAAUGCAGACAAAACAACAGUCAAUGUUUCUCACACCUAUCUCCAUGCAAUUGACUAAAGUUCAUAGUUGUUUUUGAAGGAAAUACAGCGAAAAUAGUUUAGCUAUGAAGAUAUAAACAAAGGUGGAUAAAUCAGCUGUUUCUGUUGUGCUCUAAAUAAGUCCCUGCACCAAAUGAUUCCUACUAUAGGGGACGCUAACCAAAUUUCCUGGGCUACCCAGAAUGAUAAAUGGUGAUUAAAUGUUGGAGAACCACUAAGAUUGAAUAAUUAGACUAUCCCUAAAAUAACGCUCGGUUUUCUCCCUUGCACAAAUGGGAAGCUUAUUUACUUUAGACGAAUAAUUACACCAGAAACCCUCCUAGUGUCUAUUAUACAGGAU
Molecule: messenger RNA, 3930 nt
Organism: Schistosoma rodhaini
Lineage: Eukaryota; Metazoa; Platyhelminthes; Trematoda; Strigeidida; Schistosomatidae
Source: the annotation of a GenBank genome assembly